UAGUUUAGUAAACAAUGUAGUCAUUUGUAUAUCAUUAUUAUUAUGUUUCCAACCAAUAAUUGAAAGUCUAUAAUUACCUCAUUUCAAGGGCAGUUGCAUCUAUUUAGUGCCUCUGUGUCACACUGCCCCAAACUUCUAUUCCCACUUGGUCCAGAUGUUAGCUGAGCUACAUGUUUCCCAAGCCCCCCAGUGCCCCGAGACAACCCACCCCCCACCCCCACCCCCAGGGCCGACUUGCUGUUUGCUCCUCUUGGCAGCCGUGAAGCCAGGGAGGAUGGGGACGCCGGUGCAGGGAGAUAAGGACCCCUCAUUACCUCACCCGAUAAGGUAACAUGCACAGACGCAGUUAGAUGGGCUCUGCAGAUGAGCUGGUGGGACACACUCUGAUCAGGUGCUACUUAGCUAAAUUAUUUUUACUUUUUAUUUGUAAAAGCAGUUUAUUUUUUAGCAUCAAAACUCCGCUCUAAUCUAUUUUCUGAAACAUGCACUCUUCAGACUUGGGGAUAUAAAACUCUUCACGUUUAAGGCCGUGGUGAUCUGGAGCCAGCCUUUGGAGCGUGCGGAUGGCGGUGAAUCCUCUGGAAGCGCUCAUGUCUGUGCAGCAUCGACUCGGCUGUGGUCCCAUCAUGGACUCACAAAGGCAGGAGAGUGCAGGCAACAGCCCAGCCCCGCGCCCAAAGACACGGCAGGGGCAAUCUGGCUCAGUGUCACUGCCUCGGGCCCAGAGAAGUCAGCACUCUCCAGAAAAUGCAGCCCGAGAAAGGAGCCGUGUGCGGAACCUCCGUCAAGCCUUCCACAGCCUGCAGGCAGCACUUCCCUCUGUGCCCCCGGACACCAAGCUCUCCAAACUUGACGUUCUGCUUCUAGCUACCAACUACAUCGCUUAUCUGACAGAGACCUUGGACCAGGAGGGGACCCAAGCAGAGCUUAACCUGCCCUCACGACCAGGCGGAUACCUGCAUCCAGUGAAGAAGUGGCCCAUGCGCUCUUUGCUGUACUGCGGCAGUGUGGGAGACCUGCUCUCUCAGGAUGGCACAGUGGCCCCAGCCCCAGAUGCACACAAAGAGUGAAGCACCCAUCGCAGUUUCUCUGAAUAUUUCACUCUGCUCCAUACACAAUAAAGCAAUUAUGAUGACCACAUUAUCAUGGUAAAGACCUUUAAAAUAAUACUAGGAGACAAUAGUAGACCAUCCUGUCCUUCGGAUUAUCUGUACAUGAAGUUCAAGUCUACAAGAACGGGAGCUUCGUGUCUUGCUAACAUUAGGUUUUGUGUAUAGUUUGUCACCAUUUUUCAUGGACCUCUUCUGGGCUGUUCACAACCCACAGGCUACAAAUCACUGUAUGCAAGAACACUGUGUAACUGUAGAAGGUGAGAAUAUGUACAAUAUCCAAUUAUUUAUUCUUGCAGGUCACUUUUUGCAUUUUUGUCAAAUAAAAACAACUCUUUGUGUUUUAA
Molecule: messenger RNA, 1456 nt
Organism: Periophthalmus magnuspinnatus
Lineage: Eukaryota; Metazoa; Chordata; Actinopteri; Gobiiformes; Gobiidae
Product: transcription factor 23-like
Exons: 4
Coding region: 564-1070 (168 amino acids)
Biological process (GO): regulation of transcription by RNA polymerase II; developmental process
Molecular function (GO): DNA-binding transcription factor activity, RNA polymerase II-specific; protein dimerization activity; RNA polymerase II transcription regulatory region sequence-specific DNA binding
Source: RefSeq, a predicted model, not a curated record